AUGGCCGGGGAUUUGUUCCUGCCUUCGGACAUGUUCAGCGCCGGGAACAUGCUGUGGGCAUGCUUGACCCGGAGUUCCCCGUGGAAGGGUCGCACCCUGGCGGACAUUGUACUUCUCGUCCUGGAUGGCCAGCGGCCGUCCCUGCGGAAGAUCCCCGAGCCGAUGGCCGCCGCCGCGGGGGCCCCGCUGUUGGACUUCCUCCAGGCGGCCUGGAGCCCCGAGCCCCAGGACCGGCCCUCGGCCGCGGCCCUGCGCCAGGCGUGCGCCGCGGCGGCGGCCCCCGACCAGCCCGAGUGA
Messenger RNA from Fonticula alba, 297 nucleotides. RefSeq lists its product as hypothetical. NCBI's taxonomy places the organism in Eukaryota, Rotosphaerida, Fonticulaceae. Bases 1 to 297 code for a protein of 98 amino acids. The record is from RefSeq and is a predicted model, not a curated record. The transcript is spliced from 2 exons.